UAGUGCUCAGACUUCAGAGGGAGAGUUUGAAACCAACAUCAGAAAUGAGCUUUACCAUCGACGAGAGGGGCAGGCCCAACACCCAGGACUACAGGGUGUUUUUCCAAAACUCUGAGGGUAAAUACAUCUCUCCGUUCCAUGACAUACCCAUCUACGCAAAUGAAGCAGAGAAUAUUUUUCAUGCUGUUGUGGAGGUUCCAAGAUGGACAAAUGCAAAGAUGGAGAUUGCCACCAAAGAUCCUCUCAAUCCACUGAAACAAGAUUUGAAGAAGGGAAAUCUUCGUUAUGUAGCUAAUGUGUUUCCUCACAAAGGUUACAUCUGGAAUUAUGGAGCUAUCCCGCAGACAUGGGAAGAUCCUAACCACAAGGACAGCGACACAGGAUGCUGUGGAGACAAUGAUCCUAUUGAUAUAUGUGACAUAGGAAAUAAGGUGUGCACACGAGGAGAGAUAAUUAAAGUGAAAGUUUUGGGAACUCUGGCUUUGAUCGAUGAGGGUGAAACAGACUGGAAGGUCAUUGUGAUCAAUACGGAGGAUCCCGAAGCCGGCGACUUUAACGAUAUUGAUGAUGUGAGACGACUUAAGCCUGGAUAUCUAGAGGCGACUUUUGAUUGGUUCAAGAGAUAUAAGGUCCCAGAUGGGAAACCUGAAAACCAGUUUGCUUUCAAUGGAGAAUUCAAAGACAGGGACUUUGCCAUUGCAACAGUGAAGAGCACCCAUGAGUUUUGGAAGGCACUGAUCUCUAAGAAGACCGAUGCUGGCGAGUUAAAUUGCAUGAACACCAGUGUCUCAGACAGUCCGUUCUGCUGCUCUGCUGGAGAUGCAGAGGCUGCGGUUAAGUCUGCAUGUGAUUUUGGAGCUGAAGAACCUAUUCCAAGUUCAGUCGACAAAUGGUUCUACUAUGAGAAGUAGGAAGGAAAAGCCUGGGCAGAAACAUGAAGAUGUCACUUCACACCUGCACUCCUUCUAUCUGCUUACAGUGGCACAUGAACUGGACAGAUUGAAUGUAUAUUGUAUUUCACAUUUUACCUGUUUUUGUUGUUGUUGUUGUUGUUGUUGUUGUUGUUAUCUGAUUCUACUGUUGUCAAAACUGCUUGUUGUGGGAUUAUUGGCACUAUGUAAAAUUCAGACCAUGUGAAGGCACUUUUUCAUCAUUUACAUUGUAGCCCAUAAUUUCAGGCUUGAUAGGACACUAUAAUAAACCACACUAAAUCCCAGGCUAUGGUGUAUUCUGUAUUGAUUUUAUUGCCACUAUUUCAUAUUAUUAUUAUUAUUAUUGUAAUCAUUUAGACCUGAGCUGACCUUCAGAAUAUUGAUCGAAAGUGGAUAAUGGUGCCCUGAUGGGAAAAGACAGAGAGAAAUUAUGUUCGGCCUCGUUUCUCUUGUUACUCAUUUCUAUACAAUACUCCAUAGCCUAAUAAUUCUUGUAGACAUACAAUAAAUGACACAUUGCCCAUAUGCAAUUCCAGUAAAUGAUGUAUUUGGUGUUCCUGAAAUGUAAUAGCUACUUAAAAGUAUAAAUGACAUGGUGGUUAUUAAAACCAUUGGCUGUAAAAGCCAUGGGAUGCAUCAG
Molecule: messenger RNA, 1572 nt
Organism: Seriola dumerili (greater amberjack)
Lineage: Eukaryota; Metazoa; Chordata; Actinopteri; Carangiformes; Carangidae
Gene: ppa1a
Product: inorganic pyrophosphatase-like
Exons: 11
Coding region: 45-911 (288 amino acids)
Biological process (GO): phosphate-containing compound metabolic process
Cellular component (GO): cytoplasm
Molecular function (GO): inorganic diphosphate phosphatase activity; magnesium ion binding
Source: RefSeq, a predicted model, not a curated record